Molecule: messenger RNA, 912 nt
Organism: Linepithema humile (Argentine ant)
Lineage: Eukaryota; Metazoa; Arthropoda; Insecta; Hymenoptera; Formicidae
Product: protein DPCD
Source: RefSeq, a predicted model, not a curated record
GAAAGUAGAAGUGGGAGAACUCAGCUGAUUUGGUUGCCAGAGUACUUCAAAUUUGUUUGUGUAUUAUCUAAUUUGGUUGUGUAUUAGAUAAAAUGCCAUCUUGUUCGUGGUUAACAACUAUUCAAAAUGCCAAGAAAACUGCUGUUAUUGAAAAUCGACAAAAAAAAGUUCAUUAUCUAUUUGAAGAUGGUAAAGAAAUGGUAGAAUGCUACAACAUAGAUACAAAUGUAGUAGUACGAAGAGUAUGGAAAAAAAGAAGUACAUUUGGGACAGAUAUUGGUUGGGAUGUAGAAGUUGGUGAUCCUGAACCUAAACAAAACUAUCAAAACCAUCCUGAACAGAAUGUCGAAACAGUUAUACAAGUUAUACAAGAAAGUGCAAAUGUUCCAAUUAUUACAAAAAGAAUUACAAAAAGAUCCCUGGAAUGGCGAAUUCGGAAUUUACCAUAUCCAGAGAAUGUAUAUUCGGUUACUGCUAAAGAUGAUGGCACUAUAACUGUAAGCACAAGCAACAAAAAGUAUUUCAAAAAGAUACAUGUUCUAGAUCUAGAACGAAUUGGAUUAAAACCAGAACAGGAAAGGAUAUCAUUUAUGCAUCGAUACAAUACUUUAAUAAUAACGUAUGAAAAGCCACCCGAACUUCUCAAUGUGGAAAACAAAAUACUAAAGAUUGCUUUGCAACUGGAGACACAACCUACAAAUGUACAAUGUCCGAUUAGUUAAUAAAAAAUAUAAGUAUAAUUCUUGUUAUUCUGAAAAAGUACUUACAUGUACUUUAUUUCUGGUCAUCUAAAAAUUUAUUUAUAAUACUUGACAUGCACAACUUUUAUAAUAGUUAUUAAAUAGAUAGUAUAGUCUGCAAAACAUUGUCACAAGUUCUUUUGUAUUUUGAGCUUUAUUUAAUAUUUGUACU